AUCCUUACAAAACGUAGGUAAGGUCUUGAAUUACGGUUCUUAACGUGCAAAAUAAAGUCAUGUUCAUUCACGAGAGAAUUAAUAGACCCUCCAAUAAGUUUAUGGCAGCUCCUUCUUCUUUCAAAAUAUUAACGUCGUAAUAAUCAUCUCACUAGUAAACUAAAUGAGCAUAAAGCAUAAUAUACCAUUUGCAUCUAAGUAGAAAGAAUGAGAGAGGUUAUUAAGUAUCCUCGUAACUUUGAGAAGUUUUUCACCAUGAUGUGCAUGGACAUGCAUGCAUCCGCUUUGACAGAGUCAUCCGUAAAGCAGUAGAUCUAAUUUUGUCGCGACAUGAGGCAACGGUGAAAAUGACAGGAAAUGACAAAGGCAACGGGUCUGACGUCAAGCUUGAAUUUCUUUCUGGUUCCCUAGGAAGUACCAGCCUUAUUCCUACGGUUCAUCAGCCUGAUGUGAAAUGCUGCACAUGGAUACUCUACUUAUCAUUCUUCUUGUUAAGCUGCGUCAUCAUCUGGUUCAUCGUCACCUCUCUCGUCCUCAGUUUCCACGUCUACAGACGAUCCCAAACAAUAUCGAGCUGGUAUCAACGAUGCAUAAAUAAGCGACGACGAAAUCCGUGCCAGGACACGAAGAUUGAGAUACACUAUCAUCACAUUAUCCAAUACGAUGUGGCUAAAAUGCCGUUGCUAAGCGACGUCAACGAAUUAUGGAUGGAUGGACGGAAAGGAUGGUUCGGGGCGUCAAUGAAAGACUACAUCUUCAGUAAACCACCGAUGCCAAUCUGCCCUGAGCUUGAAAUGGGUCCGAACAGGAGCGGGGACCCAGGAUCUCAAGACAGCAAGCAUUGUGAUCGCUAGCUUCACUUGUGGAAAUAUUUUUCAGAAAAAGACGUCGCCCGCGAGGAGGAAGAGUCAUCUGAGUAUUGAACGAUGAACGAUGAAAUAAAAUGAUUGAAUUUAAUAGACCGGUUUACUAACAUAGGGUAUUCAAAUUUUAUCCGAUAUGUUUAAACUAAGAUUGUUCUUGACAACCGGACAACUUGCCCAAGGUUUGUCUGACAUAGAAAAAGUAAUGUACGCAGACUGGAUUCCAAAUAUUGUAGUUCAUUCAUUCAUUCAUAUCAAUUACGUAUUUACCCAAUUUCUUCUGAAUGAUGCAAAACCAAAUUACGUAAUAUUAAUGGAAAUAUGUUUUUGUUAAUAGAUAUUAAAAAAUAAUCUAUUCAAUA
This is a messenger RNA of Strongylocentrotus purpuratus (purple sea urchin), 1225 nucleotides long. RefSeq lists its product as uncharacterized. The coding region runs from base 348 to 854 and encodes 168 amino acids. The record is from RefSeq and is a predicted model, not a curated record. Lineage: Eukaryota; Metazoa; Echinodermata; Echinoidea; Camarodonta; Strongylocentrotidae. The transcript is spliced from 3 exons.